Molecule: messenger RNA, 3156 nt
Organism: Archocentrus centrarchus (flier cichlid)
Lineage: Eukaryota; Metazoa; Chordata; Actinopteri; Cichliformes; Cichlidae
Gene: slc37a3
Product: solute carrier family 37 member 3
Exons: 14
Coding region: 303-1811 (502 amino acids)
Biological process (GO): transmembrane transport
Cellular component (GO): endoplasmic reticulum membrane
Molecular function (GO): transmembrane transporter activity
Source: RefSeq, a predicted model, not a curated record
UAAGUCGCUCAUCCACGAAGAAGCUAAGUAAUUUCUUUAACUACAGAGUCUUUAAAAUGGUGGUUACACAGGACAAAGAAAAGCCAGUCUCGGUCCCCAGUGAGUGUGCAGUAUUAUGUACACAGCAUAGACAGUUUUUGGCAAAUCCUCGGAGCUUGUCAGGCACCUUUCUACGCACGCCUAGUGAUGUGUUUGUCCCGUGUGGCAUAGUGGAAGACUAGCUGAACUCCCUCCCUAUCCUCAAAGACCUUCAACCAACACCACCUUCCUUCUCCUGUUCCUUGCUUCGGGCCGCCCCUGUGAUGCCUCCCUCAUGCUGUGCCUCUCUGUCACAGUACACCCAUCAUCAUGCGGCUGUCUUCCUCCUCACCUUCUUUAGCUAUGUGUUGUUGCAUGCAUCCAGGAAGACAUUCAGCAAUGUGAAAGUGAGCAUCUCAGCUCAGUGGACUCCUUCCAUCAUUAAUGACAGUUCACCUUCGUUCUCACCUGGCGAGACAUGGCAAGACAAUCGUCUGUUUGAGGAUGAAAAGCAGGCCACUCUGUUUCUGGGGGUUCUGGACUCCAUCUUCCUCUUCUCAUAUGCAGUGGGUCUGUAUCUGAGUGGUGUGAUUGGGGACAGAGUGAACCUCCGCUACGUGCUCUGCUUUGGUCUGUGUGGCUCUGCUGCAGUGGAGUUUGUGUUUGGCACUGUGACCGAAUGGCUCCACAUCUACAACAUCUACCUGUACGUUGGCCUGUGGGUGCUGAACGGCCUGCUGCAGUCGGCUGUGUGGCCCUGCGUGGUGGCCGUCAUGGGUAACUGGUUCGGCAAGGCAGGCCGUGGUUUUGUGUUUGGCCUGUGGAGUGCGUGCGCCUCUGUAGGCAACAUCCUGGGUGCCUUCCUGGCUUCUAGUGUUCUCAAGUAUGGAUAUGAGUACGCCUUCCUGGUGACCUCUGUUGUGCAGUUUGCUGGAGGGGUGGUGGUGUUCUUUGGCCUACUUACCUCUCCAAAGGAAGUUGGACUGAGCUUGGAGGCAGAGACUGGACUCAGCCCGGUUGAGACAGACACAGACAGCCACAAGCCUCUAAUGAGCGACGAGGAAGACGAGGUGGUGGUGGAGACGUAUACCAGAAGAGGCCAAUCAGUUGAGCAGCCUGUCGAACCUCCAGCCGCGUCUCCACGAGCCAUUGGCUUCUUCCAGGCUUUCUGUCUUCCUGGGGUGCUGCCUUAUUCCCUGGCUUAUGCAUGCCUGAAGCUGGUCAACUACUCCUUCUUCUUCUGGCUUCCUUUCUACUUGAGCAACAACUACAAGUGGAAGGAAGCCCAGGCUGACCGCCUGUCUGUGUGGUAUGAUGUCGGAGGAAUCAUUGGAGGAACAGUUCAGGGUCUGAUCUCUGACUUUAUGGGGAAGAGAGCCCCAGUGUUGGUCGUCAGUCUGAUGCUGGCAAUCGGAGCCCUGGUGGGAUACAGCCGAUCACCUGAUGACCAGGUGAUAAACGGUGUGCUGCUAGCUACCACUGGCUUUUUCAUCGGUGGUCCGUCCAACAUGAUCAGCUCGGCCAUAUCUGCUGACCUGGGCAGGCAGGAGGCUCUGAGGGGCUCUAAGGAGGCCCUGGCUACUGUCACUGGUAUAGUGGAUGGAACUGGAAGUAUAGGAGCUGCUGCAGGACAGUACUUGGUGUCUCUGAUAGAGAGCAAGCUGGGCUGGAUGAGCGUGUUCUACUUCUUCAUUGUCAUGACUGCAGGCAGCAUUGUGUUCAUCACUCCCUUGCUUGUCAGAGAGCUGCGGGCCAUGUGGACAGACAGACGAGCGCGGCAACGCCAGCUGUGAAAAACCUCCAUCGGUUGUAAUAUUUUUACUCUAAUCAGUGACAGCAGGUCUGGUCAGAUUCAGCUCCUUAGGUGAGUCUCGGGUUGUUGAACAAUGAUGUUUCUCACAGUACAUCUAAGACUUCUUUUAGUGUAAAUAAAGGAUUUGGAGGUUGAGCUGAAGCACCUGCCUUAAAAAAAAAAGUCACACUGGCCUCUCUAGGGCAUCCCAGAAUGUACUAGUGUAUAUAUUUUAAAGUUUUAAAUGGAUGUAAAUGUCGAUGUACUUAAAUCGAUAUUGCCAAAUUGAAACUAGAAGUUCCUAACUUGAAGAUCAGCAGCUUGGAGGACACUUAAUGUCUGAGGAAUGUGAGUAGUGACUGUAAUGUAGAACUCUAUAAUGAGUUUUUGUAUAUAUGUAUCAUAUUUUAAUCAUUUUAAGUAUUGCACUAUGUUUUUUUUCCACAAUAUUCAGGCAAAAGCCUUAAACCAUUUUAUCGAACCACUUAGGUCUUAGAGGUAUGGGAAACUUCCAGGUCACUGCCACUUGAUCUCACCUGCCUACAGUUUUUUGUAAUCCUGUUUUGAUGUUGGACUGUAAAGCCUUAUGAUGAUGGGUCUGGUUCUUUUGGUUCUGUGUAUUGUAUGUGUCAGGCUCCCACGUGAUUCUUUUAUCAUUCCCUUUCCCACUUCCUGUUCGCUGGAAUGUUUACACCUUACAUUUUAGUGUCUUAACUCACAUGCGUUGCUAGAAAUAUUUCCACAGCAUGCCUAAUUAGUGUAAAAAACACACUAGCAUAGUGGAAAAGGUUUGCCAGUGUGAAGCAGGAGCUCUGUAUUUGUUUUAACUUUAAAUCUGUGUGGAUUGUGUCCAUAUUAAGGUUUUAGUAGCCGAUGUGGUUAAAUAUUUGUUUUAAUUCAAAUGCAGUGGUAGCUACAUUUGUUCUGGUUAAGAUUGCUAAUUUAGUUUGAGCCCUGGGAUAUAGAUACGUGUACAAUUGUGUCAAGUAUAUUUAGGAAUAGUUAUUAGAAUUUUUUUUUAUUCUUUGUCUCUUGACUGGCCAAGCUAAUAUACAGUAAUGGAAUGUAAAUUAAAAUAUGGAGUAUCCAUAUAAUUUUUAACUAAUGCAAAUAAAUAAAUUCACAUUUUCAGGUCAUAAGCAUAAGUAAAUGGAAUACUUCAGAUUAUUAUGAUACAGUAUGUGUGGCGUCUCGACUUUGGUUAUAUGUGCAGUGCUGCAUGAAGACCACCAGGGGGUGCUCUGAAUGCAAAAUUAAACCCAUCACGUCCUUUCUUUCCUCUGUUUAAGCACAAACAUGUUCUUUUUGAGGUUUACAUCCACAUAAUUCAUGGAUAUUUUAUUAAC